Messenger RNA from Alligator sinensis (Chinese alligator), 2603 nucleotides. RefSeq names its product pannexin 2 (gene PANX2). Bases 48 to 1871 code for a protein of 607 amino acids. The record is from RefSeq and is a predicted model, not a curated record. Gene Ontology annotation, biological process: positive regulation of interleukin-1 production; monoatomic cation transport. NCBI's taxonomy places the organism in Eukaryota, Metazoa, Chordata, Crocodylia, Alligatoridae. The transcript is spliced from 3 exons. Gene Ontology annotation, molecular function: channel activity.
CUCAGCCCUCUACUACCCUUCUGCUACACAGUUCUCAUGAGGAAAUAAUGGAAGGAGACAAGGAGCCAAUAUACUGUUACACACCACACAACUUCACCCGCGACCAAGCCUUGUAUGCCAGAGGAUAUUGUUGGACAGAACUAAAAGAUGCCUUGCCAGGAGUUGAUGCCAACCAUUGGCCCUCCUUGUUUGAGCAUAAGUUCCUUCCUUAUGCACUGCUAGCUUUUGCUGGUAUAAUGUACAUUCCAGCUCUUGGCUGGGAGUUUCUGGCCUCCACCAGACUGACUUCAGAGCUUAAUUUUUUGCUUCAGGAGAUUGAUAACUGCUACCACCGUGCAGCAGAAGGGCGUGCACCAAAAAUAGAGAAACAAAUUCAAUCCAAAGGCCCAGGAAUCACGGAGAGAGAGAAGAGAGAGAUCAUUGAGAAUGCAGAGAAGGAAAAAAGCCCAGAGCAGAACUUGUUUGAAAAAUACCUGGAAAGAAGAGGGAGAAGUAACUUUUUAGCUAAACUUUAUCUUGCAAGACAUUUAUUUAUAAUAUUUUUAAGCAUUAUACCCAUCACAUAUUUAUCCACCUACUAUGCUAGCCAGAAGCAAAAUGAGUUUACGUGUGCACUAGGGGAACCUCCGGACAAAACAAGCAACUCCAAAUUGCACAUCCGAGUGAACUGUAAACUGCCAUCGGUCCAGCUCCAGCGUAUAAUUGCUGGAGUGGACAUUGUCCUCCUCUGCUUUAUGAACUUGAUCAUUCUUAUCAACUUAAUUCACCUCUUCAUAUUCCGCAAGUCCAACUUCAUAUUUGAUAAAUUGAACAAGGUGGGGAUAAAGACCAAAAAACAGUGGCAGAAGUCUCAAUUUUGUGAUAUCAAUAUUCUAGCUAUGUUUUGCAAUGAAAAUCGGGACCAUAUAAAAUCACUGAACCGCCUGGAUUUUAUUACAAAUGAAAGUGAUCUGAUGUAUGACAAUGUGGUACGCCAGUUGCUUGCAGCCUUGGCUCAGUCGAACCAUGAUGCUACACCAACGAUGCGUGAUUCAGGGAUUCAAACAAUAGACCCCAGUAUUGAUCCAGCAGACAUUGAUGCCAAUGAACAGCUCAUCAUUAAGAGACCUAGAAAGAAAAUGAAAUGGAUUCCAAGUAGCAAUCCACUCCCUCAGCCAUUCAAGGAGCAGUUAGCCAUUAUGAAAGUUGAAAACCACAAGCCUGAAAAGCCUAAGCCAGUGCGCAGAAAAACAGCAACUGACAGUCUUAUAGCUCCUCUGCUAGAGUCCACAGCAAAAUCCUCACAGCAAUCAUCAUCUCAGAAAACUGAGCCAAAUACCAUCUCUGGUGCAAAUAAUGAAAAAAAGCAUACCCGCCACUUUUCCCUGGACGUCCAUCCAUAUAUACUUAGUAGUAAAAAACCCAAACCAGAGAUUCAAGCCAUUGCCUCAAUGCCUACAUCCAAUAGUCAAGAGGGUGGAUUUUUAAACCAAGAAGAAAAUGUCAUAGUACAUGUCACCUCUUCUCUCAAAGACCCACAUCCUGAAAAAGAUGCUCUGUACUCAUCUGAGACAUGCAGAACUGUACCUGCUGCAGGGGUGUUUCUCACCUGUAACCACAAACAUAUAGCAACAAGUGCUGCUGCAACAAAUGUAACUCUGAGCCAGGCCAAAUCAGAGCCAACACCUGCACUAAACUGUAAUGCUGCUCACCCUCUGCUGCACAUCAAUACACUGUAUGAAGAUCAUGAGGAAGAGGUUUCAAACCUUAUAGACGAUGGUAUUCACUCAUCAACUGAACCCAGGGAAAUACUCUCCAUACCAACCCCAAAACAGAGAAUGAUAGCAACGUUUGAUGAACCAAUGGCAAUAGUGAGCUCUGUGGAGUACUAAAGAGACUGCGCGGCACAGCUGUACCCUGAUGGUUAGGUCUAGCACCACUGUAAGUUAGACCUUGCUAUCCACAACAAUGCAAUUUACUGCAUGAGCAUGGAGAGUUUUAAUACAAACUAUAAGCUUUGGUAAUACUUCAGAUGUUUUCCAGGGUCACAUCAUCACACUGUCAGUAGCGUACAAAACAGAAGAAUAAUAAAUCCAGAUGGAAAUACACCUUUACUGUCAACCCCCUCCCCACUGCCAUGUGACACAAAAUUGUAGCUUCCUGAGCGCCACAUGGUCCAGACAACUUCUGAAAUAUUAAUUCAGUGACACAUGCAGCAAUUUUUUAUAGAGUGCUUAUAUCCCCUGUAGUUGACAAUCGCGAAUUCAAGUUAAACAAACAAAGGUAAGGUGUAUAUUCCAUUUUAAUGGCAGGAGUUGAGAGUAUCAACUAAUAAGAGGAAAAUGUCAGGGGAAUGUUUCUCAAGAAACAGGAACAAUCUGCAGACAAGCUUUUCAUUUUUGUUUUUUUGGCUCACUAAUGCUGGACUUGAUGGAAAUUUAGGUUGAGGGGCCUAUUAACACCAGUGGUUAGUGCAAAAGAAAUUGAAAUUCUUCAAUUUCUUGUAUGCCUGAAUGAGAAAUUCCCUGCCCUUUAACAAGCUUAUAUGUUUGAUGGAAGAUGAUAAAAUGAAGAGUUUAUUUUUUUAAAUAUAUUUUACCAUAAAAAUUACUUUGUAGCUUUUC